Kuraishia capsulata CBS 1993 is the source of this 2538-nucleotide messenger RNA. RefSeq lists its product as uncharacterized. The record is from RefSeq and is a predicted model, not a curated record. NCBI's taxonomy places the organism in Eukaryota, Fungi, Ascomycota, Pichiomycetes, Pichiales, Pichiaceae. Bases 1 to 2538 code for a protein of 845 amino acids. The transcript has a single exon. Gene Ontology annotation, biological process: microtubule-based movement. Gene Ontology annotation, molecular function: ATP binding; microtubule motor activity; microtubule binding.
AUGUCUAAAGAGUCCACAAUAACGGUCGCGGUCAGGGUCCGACCUCUCACAGAUUCCGAGAAAGUCAGAUUGGAAACGGCUGAUGAAGGAAGUCAAAAGUUUCUGGGAGAUGGCUCCCUCGCAACAGAUGAAACUUCUAACCAGGUGAAGGUCAACACCAGAAACACCAACUGCAAUAUCCGGAAGGUUCUGAGUGUGGUGGAUGACAGAAUGUUGAUUUUCGAUCCACCAGAGUCCAACUUCUUGGUGGAGAAAGACAGCAACAUCUUGGGGAGGCGGGGACCUGAAAAGUUCAAGACCAACAAUACAAGAAUGAGGGAAAGAAAGUUCGUUUUUGAUAGAUUGUUCGACGAAGAUGCAGACCAAGGCGAAGUAUUCAACAAUACCACGAGACCAUUACUUGACAGCGUGUUAGACGGGUUCAAUGCUACUGUUUUUGCAUAUGGUGCCACCGGCUGCGGAAAGACUCACACUAUAUCAGGUACUCCGGACGAUCCUGGGAUCAUCUUCCUCACGAUGGCAGCCUUAUUUCAGAAAAUAGACGAACGCCGAGACUCCCAGGUGAUUGAGCUCACUCUCAGCUAUUUGGAGAUAUACAACGAAACAAUUAGAGACCUACUCAACCCACAGACCAACGGGAAGCCGUUGAUAUUGAGAGAGGAUAAACAGAAUCACAUGACUGUGGCCAAUCUGACCAGUCAUAAACCAUCUUCUGUGGAAGAAGUCAUGGAUAUGAUACUAGAGGGAAACAUGAACAGAACUGUUUCACCAACUGAAGCCAAUGCGACUUCUUCCAGGUCCCAUGCUGUAUUACAGAUAAACAUCACACAGAGGGCAAAAACAGCAGAGAUCAACGAAGAACACACGUUUGCAACUCUUUCAAUUAUCGAUCUGGCUGGAAGCGAGAGAGCGUCGGUUUCCAAGAACAGAGGUGAAAGGUUUCAGGAAGGUGCCAACAUUAACAAAUCGUUGCUCGCUCUGGGAAACUGCAUCAAUGCGUUGUGUGAUUCUCAUAAAGGAUGUCAUGUUCCCUACAGAAACUCAAAACUGACCAGACUUCUCAAGUUCUCUCUUGGUGGUAACUGCAAGACGGUGAUGAUUGUAUGCGUUUCUCCUUCUUCUCAGCAUUAUGACGAAACCUUGAAUACGCUCAAGUAUGCAAACAGAGCAAAGGAGAUCAAAACAAAACUGGCAAGGAACCAACACAAUGUCAGCAGGCACGUUGGUUCUUAUCUGAAAAUGAUAGAAGAACAGAGACGAGAGAUUGCAGAAUUGAAAGAGAAGGAAGGAAGUUUACUUCGAGUUCAGUUGGAAAAGGAAAAGUCGCAGCAGUCUUCUUGUCAGAAGCACCUUGCGAAGUCUCUUGACGAAUUGAAGAACUCCAUUGCCAAUAUGACCCAGCCUAAGAUUUUCAAGGCAUCUUUACUGGCUAGAAGAAGGAUGCUGUUUACGGAUCGAAAUUGUUUGGUUCAGUUGAUGAGCAUGAUGGAGAAGUCUGAGGUGUCUGCCGCAUCUCACACCACCAAAGAGCUUGCUCGCAAAUUGAUUGAAGAUAUCAGUAUAAGAAUCAAGGAAAUCGAAAAAAAAUACUCUCAACAAUCAGACCUGGACACGAUUUUGGAAAAAACUUCUAAGCUAAUGCUCAGAAAACUCGAGGAAAUGGAAGGCUGGUCUGAGUUCUACUCGGCACUUUUCAAUGCCUCUGUCAGUCUGCUCAAAGAGUUUGUGAAUCGCGAGAUUUUGACUUUGGCCUCUAUCAGCGAGGACGACGCAACUUCACCCAGUCGACUAUUUGAAGUAAUAUCUCUCUGCCUUGUCGGCAGAGGCUCAUCUGGAAAGACGUCCGAGGAAGACGCAAAUAUCUUUGUGGAAUUGAACGAAUCAUUGGAUCAAUUCGUCAAGGAAGGUUUCACAUAUAAUUAUUCUCUGAUACCAAAGAGCUCUGGUUCCCCACAGGAUAAGUUUUCUUCUCCGCCAAAUCAGCCUGCCCACAUAUUAUCAAACUUCCAAAAGUCAAGCAAAAAGCAUGAGCCCUUGGUGUUUCGGGGUCGCAAUUACGCUACUGCCUCGCCGAUCACGAAGGCUUCAAAAAAGACCAUAUUGAAGGGCCUCAAAUCGCCAAAUAGAAUGUCUGCCAAACUGAAGAAGAGAGUGAGAUGGGAAAUUCCUUUCUCGGCUGAUCAAGAAGUCGACCGGGAUUUUGAUGAGGAUGUAAGUAUGGAGCACAUGGUUUCACCGCUAGUCAUGAAGAGUGAUCCUGAAAUGAGAUAUUCCAACUCGGACGAUAUGGAGAUCUCUCCUCAAAUCAAAAGCUCAACGGUCCAGACAUCGUCGCUGGGGGAAUUGCGAUCUAGUCCGCUUUCAGGAAAGCGGAAGAUUGUUCCGCUAACGGCCAGAACUAUCAAAUCUUCUCUGACUUCUCAGCAGCUGCUCCCCUCGUUACCUCCAAGGCUUUUGUCAGUGAUCUCAACUCCCGAGGACGUGGUGAUGAAAGAUGAGUCCUCUGAUAAGCAGAUAAUUGGUGAUGAUAUUAUAUAA